AUGUCGCAUCACGUCUACAGAUUGGUGGUUGUUGGCGUGGGAGGUGUGGGCAAGAGUUGCCUCACCAUCCAGUUCAUCGCAGAUCGAUUCAUCGAAGAGUACGAUCCCACACUAGAGGACAGCUACAGAAAACAAAUUACCAUUGAUGGCAGCGAGUGCAUUCUCGACAUCUUCGACACAGCCGGGCAAGACGACUUCUCGGCCAUCAGGGACCAGUACUACAGGACGGGCGAUGGCUUCCUGUGCGUGUACUCCAUCAUCCUCCGCAGCAGCUACGACGAGGUCAAGAUCUUCCACAGCGCCAUCAAGCGCGUCAAGGACAGCGGCAGCCGGAUACCCUUUGUCCUCGUCGGCAACAAGACGGACUUGGAGGACGAGAGGAAGGUGACGAAGGAGGAGGGCGAGGAGUUGGCCAAGCAGCUCAAUGCGCAGUUCAUGGAGGCCUCGGCGAAGAAGAAGAUCAACGUCGAGGAGAUGUUCAUCACGCUUGUGCGCGAGGUGAUGCAGGCGAGGAAGGAGGCCGGACCGCCGGUCGAGAAGUCCGAUAAGAAGAAAAAGAAGAAGAACUGCAGCCUUGUAUAG
Molecule: messenger RNA, 582 nt
Organism: Acanthamoeba castellanii str. Neff
Lineage: Eukaryota; Discosea; Longamoebia; Acanthamoebidae
Product: RasG, putative
Exons: 6
Coding region: 1-582 (193 amino acids)
Biological process (GO): Ras protein signal transduction
Cellular component (GO): plasma membrane
Molecular function (GO): GTP binding; GDP binding; GTPase activity
Source: RefSeq, a predicted model, not a curated record